Molecule: messenger RNA, 1019 nt
Organism: Cloeon dipterum
Lineage: Eukaryota; Metazoa; Arthropoda; Insecta; Ephemeroptera; Baetidae
Product: venom allergen 3-like
Exons: 6
Coding region: 1-996 (331 amino acids)
Source: RefSeq, a predicted model, not a curated record
AUGCGUGGAGUGCGGCUAGCUCUACAGAUUUUCCUUCUAGGGGCGGGGGUGGCUGUGGCGCUGGGGGCGAAAUGCGCCGACCCCAAGUACGAGCGCUUCUCGGGCCACGCAAUGUGCCUGAGCGCCGGCAGCUGCACCGGAAAGAACCUGAUCACGUCCGGCCUGAAGGAGGACCACGCCCUCGCCCUGCUGCACGCCAUCAACAGGUUCCGCUCGCUGGUCGCCACGGGAAGCGUCCCUGGAUUCAGUCCUGCCGGGAAUAUGCGACAAUUGGUAUGGGACGAGGAGCUGGCCGAAAUUGCGCAGCGCUGGUCGGAGCAGUGCAUCAUGAAGGAGGAUUUUUCCAGGACAGAGCGUUUCGAGGUGGGUCAGAUAAUGGGGCACGAGUGGAAGACGCCGAUCACGGAGGGCAUGAACCGCGACCCCUUCCUCCUCGACUUUCUGCUGAUGGUGUUUUGGAACGCGUUCGACAUGACGUACCCGGCCAGGCACGUGUCCGAGUUCGUGCCGCUCGAGGCCAACAUCAAAUUGACGCAGCUCAUCUGGGCCGAGUCUGCCUUCAUCGGCUGCGGACACACCAUCUACGGGGACAAUGUCCAGGGACACGUCAGCCAGAUCAAGUCGCUCUUCUGCAACUUCGGACCCAGGGGAAACGUGGAAGGUGAGAGCGUGUACGAGGAGGGUCUGCCCGCGUGCGAGGUACCCUCAGGUUACUACGAGGGCCUGUGCUCGACGAAGGAGAUCGAGGCCGCCUACCUGGACCCGUGCAAACGCAAAAACUUCGCAAAAGCCUACCCCGCGCUGUGCGACGACCGUCUCUUCUACAAAUGGAUUGGACAUGGCGUUCCAUUUCCGUACCGCUGGUGCAACUCUGGCCUGUGGAAAAGACGCUUCUGGUUUGCCUUCUGGGUGCUGGCGACGCUGCUCCUUUCGCUGCUGGUGGGCGUCGGCUUGAGGCUGAGCCGCCAAUCCCGCCGCCAGCCUGCUCCAGCUUAACUGCUUUUUCUUUGUUAGCAAAA